Molecule: messenger RNA, 1537 nt
Organism: Monascus purpureus
Lineage: Eukaryota; Fungi; Ascomycota; Eurotiomycetes; Eurotiales; Aspergillaceae
Source: the annotation of a GenBank genome assembly
GGGAAAACAAAUUUCAGGUAUCAGUUCACAUGUUUGGGUAUAGCUCGUGUUAGUACACGUGAGGUUCUGCCGUCCUAGACCGCCCUCGCUACCUAUCUCACGGCACAGGCAGGCCUACCUAGUAAUAUGACCACACAUGCGCCUAUCCAUUAGCUCGCGCGACUGUCCAUCAGCUCACGCGAGCUAUGUACACAGGUGACCUCCAACAGAAGCCUGUGGCUGGAUGAGUCAGCGCAUAUCUGCGCUAACCACAAUUGGCAUGCCCUGACACGUGCCAGGCGACAGCAACCUUCUUAACAAAGUGCAAACAGGCUGGGUCUCUAGGCUGCACUCGAACGCGUAACACGUUACCAAGGCUCUUUCAGCCUCCAGAGUUCCGUGAAUCAUGUCGUUUAUAUACUGACUAGGUGUCCUGGUCAACUAUGUUGCCAGGAUAUCCAUCAUUCGUGAGGAAACCAUCGGUUCGACAUAACCAUGGCCUCCAUAGCGAUUCCCGACGGCUUCCUGCCUCCUGACAUGCCGGAAAACGCUUGUUCUCGAAUAAUCGACUUCGCUACGACCCCGCUACCCCAGUACAAGGGCCUCUUUGCGGCUGUGAUUGACAAUUUCCUCACCGAGUCGGAAUGCAACGAGUUGAUCCGUCUUGCAGAGGCUAGCACUCUCUCGGGGGACUCGACGCCGACUUGGGAACGGGCCAUGAUCAAUAUCGGGGGCGGAAUGCAGGCCCUCUCAAUAGACACCCGAAACUGUGGAAGGAUCAUCUUCGAUACGCCUGUCAUUGCUCAAAGAAUAUUGGACCGUCUGACACCUUUCCUGCGAGACAAUGAUAUCGAGACCAUCGAGAAUCGAACAAGGCUAACGGGACUCGCAAAACGCCGGUUUGGCUAUCGCCUUUCGCGGCUCAAUGAACGGCUACGCUUCCUCAAGUACGAAGGGGGCGAAUUCUUCCGUUGCCAUUGCGAUGGCUUUUACGAAACCCCGGACAAAGAGGAGAUCUCUUUUUUAACAGUUCAUAUAUACCUUAACGGCGAGGGGGAGCAAGAUCUUGACGAGCUGAACCGAGAGAAAAUCAAAAUGGCACAAGAGGGUAUAACCAGUGCUGUCAAUCAGGACGCCCAGGACAAACUUCUCGGAGGAGCAACAUCUUUCACUCCACCUUUCGACGAAAACGGGCCAGCCGUCCGCAUUUUUCCCAAGAUGGGCUCUGUUCUGGUGUUCCAACAGUUUGAUCUCUGCCAUUCAGGCGAUCCCGUAUUCCGUGGAGUCAAGUAUACUUUAAGAUCGGACGUUAUGUACCGGAAGUAUCCGCUGCAGCCCGCCGUCGCCGAGUCCAAACUGCCUCGUCCCGGUUUCCGUCUCUUUUCUUGAGAUUAUUCACCCUUUAUACCAUCAGGUUAUCUUAAUGUUUGGCUGGAGGUCUUUUCUACGUAGAUAGUGUAGAUGCCAAACUCCCCACUGAUCAAGGUGGUUACUUUCCUUCCUCUCCAUGUAAGAUAGAAUUUCGGACUCUUAAAUAGACAAUGGUUUUAAUUCGAUA